Molecule: messenger RNA, 1131 nt
Organism: Desarmillaria tabescens
Lineage: Eukaryota; Fungi; Basidiomycota; Agaricomycetes; Agaricales; Physalacriaceae
Product: S-adenosyl-L-methionine-dependent methyltransferase
Exons: 5
Coding region: 18-944 (308 amino acids)
Molecular function (GO): S-adenosylmethionine-dependent methyltransferase activity
Source: RefSeq, a predicted model, not a curated record
UACUGGAUCGAUCAACCAUGGCGACCUUUGCCAAGAAAUCCUUCAAUGCAUCUAUAUAUGCUGCCUCAAGGCCAACAUAUCCCAAGGCUCUGUUCGACUAUAUCUUCGCAUACCACGAAUCUGGAAUUCUUCCUCACCAACAGUCGGCGUCUUCACCUCGCUACAGGCCACGAUGGGACCUUGCUGUUGAUCUAGGAUGUGGAACAGGUCAGGCUACGAUUGAGCUCACUCCGUUCAAGAAAGUUGUCGGUGUCGAGCCUGGGGAGAAAAUGCUGGAAGCUGCGAGAAAAUAUCUAAAGGAGAAAAUCGGUGACUCUGCCGAAUCUCGUUUCGAAUUCGUCAAUUCCAGUGCAGAGGAUCUGUCCUUCCUUGGGUCUUCUACCGUGGAUCUCGUCAUCGCAGCUCAAGCAGCUCAUUGGUUCGACUACUCAAAACUGUGGCCUGAGCUCGACCGUGUACUGCGCCCAAGUGGUACAGUUGCCUUCUGGGUGUACUCAGAGUUUCGCUUGUCCGCGUAUCCUUCUCUGACGCCUCUCAUCACCAACUACGCCCAAGGAACGGACCCAGCAACGUCUAUUGGUCCACACUGGCAGCGUCCAGGACGAACUAUAUUAGAAAACCAUCUUCUUGACGUGCCAGAGCCGUCGUGGGGAAAGAUGGAUCGUGUUUUCUUUACCGGGUCACAUUAUCCGGACCUUCCUUCCCCGCUCCCGGUCAUCCUACGUACCAAGACAACAUGGGGUGGUUUAUUGACUUAUUUCCGCUCAUGGAGCUCGUUGCACACAUACUUGGAGCGGGGCGGGGAGCAAGGGAUCGAGGACCGAUUUUGGAAUGCGCUAAGAGAGGGUGCGGUGAAAGAGGGAAGUACGGCGGUAGAGGAGUCAGACGAACUCAUGGUGGAGUGGCCGAUAGGUAUGAUACUCGUCAAGAAGGGGGAGAAAUAAGUGCGAGCUAAUCAAGGCCUGUAUACCCUCUCUCUUGGAUUUUAAUCAUACAUUGGAAUGGCUCAUUUCAUGCACUGUGCUAACUCUUUGGGCCGUGACAAAAUGAGCUAGGACCUCUCGUCGUUACUACCGUGCGACGUCCCGAACGAGCCGUGGUCGCAUAUAUUUCAAUGAGGUCGAGGCUAAG